This is a messenger RNA of Oncorhynchus gorbuscha (pink salmon), 2101 nucleotides long. Its product is annotated as protein arginine N-methyltransferase 8-B-like. The record is from RefSeq and is a predicted model, not a curated record. Gene Ontology annotation, biological process: peptidyl-arginine methylation. Gene Ontology annotation, molecular function: protein-arginine N-methyltransferase activity. The transcript is spliced from 10 exons. NCBI's taxonomy places the organism in Eukaryota, Metazoa, Chordata, Actinopteri, Salmoniformes, Salmonidae. Gene Ontology annotation, cellular component: plasma membrane.
UUUGCAUCAUUUAUGUCAAUCUAGAGAAAAUAAAUCUAGCUUAUCGAAAGAGAGCUACUAAGUUUAUUUUAUACAAGAUUUUUCCCUCCCUGGGUUGAAGAAAUCUCGUUGGCUCAUAUGGGACUGAGGCACUCGCGUUGCCUGCUCCUACGGAGAAAAAUGGCGGAGCCGGACAAUUCUGAGGUAUGUCAGUUCGCUGGUAAAUGAUCCAAGGAGUGACAUAUGCUGCGGCAGUGUACCAUCACUACGCCCCAGUCGCAGUCCUUUCAGCCUGCCUCCUUGCCCAAACCUGUGCCAACUGUCCACCAUGUGCCACACCCUCCACAUACGCCCCAUGUAGCGGCCCUUCCCACCUGCCCCGGGCGCGGCAAGAUUGCAAAGCUGCUCAACCCGGAGGAAAUGACAUCACAGGACUACUACUUUGACUCCUACGCCCACUUUGGCAUUCAUGAGGAGAUGCUGAAGGAUGAAGUACGGACCCUGACCUAUAGGAAUGCCAUGUACCACAACAAGCACAUGUUCAAGGACAAGAUAGUUCUGGACGUGGGCAGUGGGACAGGCAUCCUGUCCAUGUUCGCUGCCAACGCGGGUGCCAGGCACGUGUAUGGGAUUGAGUGUUCAAGUAUAUCAGAGUAUUCUGAGAAGAUAAUCAAGUCCAACCACCUACACAAUGUCAUCACUAUCUUCAAUGGGAAGGUGGAGGAGGUGGAACUGCCAGUGGAGAAAGUAGACAUCAUCAUCUCAGAGUGGAUGGGCUACUGUCUCUUCUACGAGUCUAUGCUCAAUACGGUCAUCUUCGCCAGGGACAAAUGGCUAAAGCCUGGAGGGCUGAUGUUUCCUGACAGGGCUGCUCUGUAUGUUGUGGCCAUCGAGGACAGGCAGUACAAGGACUUCAAGAUACACUGGUGGGAGAACGUGUACGGUUUUGACAUGACCUGCAUCCGUAACGUGGCCAUGAGAGAGCCCCUGGUGGACGUGGUGGACCCCAAACAGGUGGUGACCAACUCCUGCCUAGUCAAGGAAGUGGACAUCUACACGGUGAAGCCUGAGGACCUGUCUUUCACCACGGCCUUCUGCCUGCAGAUCCAGAGGAACGACUAUGUCCACGCCAUGGUCACCUACUUCAACAUCGAGUUCACCAAGUGUCAUAAGAAGACUGGCUUCUCUACCGCUCCUGACGCCGCCAGUACCCACUGGAAGCAGACAGUGUUUUACCUGGAGGACUACCUGACUGUGAGGAAGGGAGAGGAGAUCCUGGGCAGCAUCGCAGUCAAGCCCAAUGAUAAGAAUGUGCGGGACCUGGAGUUCACCUUGGAGUUGGACUUUAAAGGACAGCUGUGUGAUGCGGCCAUUUCCCACGACUACAAGAUGCGCUAGCUGACCAGCAAAGGGCAAUAUCCCCCUCCUUGAGAGGGAGGGCACAGGCUCUCCAUCAGGCCCUCUUAUUGGUCCGAGGGGGACACGAUACGCAUCUGAUUGGAUGACAGCGCUCCAGCACCUAAGUGAUGUCAUAAAAACAAGCCAUUUCGAAGCAAUAGCGCCGUCACCUGCCACAUUUUUAAAGCUGCCCUGAGAAUGUAAUAUCCCUGAUGAACUUGAUUUGUUCUUUCUUUAAGGUUGAGUUUCAGUGUUAUCAGUACUAGAGCUAAAGGAGUUCUAGGGAUUUUAGAUGCCAGUCCAGAGGCACUUUAAGGACAAACUCUGAGCAUGUCUUUUAUCAAGGAAAACAGACAGACUACACCUCUGUUUUACAGCUGUCUCUCAAAGUUCAACGAAUGCAGAACCUAAGAGUUUAACAGGAAAGUCAGUCAGUGUUUCUUCAAGGUAGUUAUAUUUUGUUGGUAUUCAGUACUGGUAAGUUAUUUGCAUGUUUAGCUUUUUGUUCUUGGUUGAUUUCAGGUAUCAUGAUUUGAUCAUUUGAGAUAUUCACAAUUGCUAAUGGAACGUGUUUAAUGAUAGAAACCUGUGAGAAAUGUCUUGUCUUCCAUCUCCAGCUGGAGGUUAUUUUGCCAUUGUGAUUUUGGGGUGUGGUGUAGGAGUGAUGAACAAAUAAACAACAAUUACUUAGAAUUGUUGAGAAAGAAUCAAAUAAUUAGAUUUC